Oncorhynchus mykiss (rainbow trout) is the source of this 2735-nucleotide messenger RNA. NCBI's taxonomy places the organism in Eukaryota, Metazoa, Chordata, Actinopteri, Salmoniformes, Salmonidae. The record is from RefSeq and is a predicted model, not a curated record.
GAGAGAGAGCGAGAGAGAGAGAGAAAGAGAGAAAGAGAGAGAGAGAGAGAAAGAGAGAGAUAGAGAGAGACAGAGAGAGAGAGAGCGAGAGAGAGGGGGGAACGCUACACCCUCCCAGCAGCUGUCUCUGAUCCAACAUCUGUGUACGUUGCUUUUUCUUCUCCUUCUCCUGUUCUCUCCAUCCAUCCUUUUGACUCGCUCCUCAAGCCAAUUAGAUCAUGAACAUGCUGUGUGCUUGUUGCUAAGGGGGGGAAGAGAACCAAGAAGAGUGGACCAGCCGAUACUUUGUUGCUAAGCCUCCAGUGACAGAAGAAGAAAGAGUGCAAGAGAACAACGGAGAGGGACUGAAAGAGAGAGAGAGAGAGAGAGAGAGAGAGAGAGCAAAGGAUAAAGAGAACAAGAGAAGACAUCAGUCAGCUACAGUAUGAACCAGUCCAGCCAGGACCCGAGUGGAGUGGGGACAGCAGACCCCGAUGAGGAAUCUCCCAACAUGAUCGUCUACAGAAAGAUUGAGGAGAUAGUGACCAGUAUCCAGGAUGAGACUGAGGGCGUUCCCAUCAGAACUGUCAAGAGCUUCCUGACCAAGAUACCCAGCGUCGUCACAGGUGCGGACAUAGUACAGUGGCUGAUGAAGAACCUAGCCAUUGAGGAUCCUGCUGAGGCGAUGCACAUCGGGAGUCUGAUUGCUGCUCAGGGAUAUUUCUUCCCCAUCUCUGAUCACGUCCUGUCACUCAAAGAUGAUGGAUCCUUCUAUCGCUUCCAGGCUCCAUAUUUCUGGCCUUCUAACUGCUGGGAACCAGAGAACACAGAUUAUGCUAUCUAUCUGUGCAAGAGGACCAUGCAGAACAAGACUCGUUUGGAGCUGGCUGAUUAUGAGGCGGAGAACCUAGCCAGACUACAGAGAGCCUUCACUAGGAAGUGGGAGUUUAUCUUCAUGCAGGCCGAGGCUCAAGUCAAGAUCGACAGGAAAAAGGAUAGAAUUGAGAGGAAGAUUCUAGAUAGUCAAGAAAGAGCUUUCUGGGAUGUCCAUAGACCUGUGCCAGGUUGUGUGAACACCACAGAGUUGGACAUCAGGAAAUGCAGACGCAUGAGGAACCCACAGAGAGUCAAGAAGUCAGUGUAUGGUCUGAUAGACGAGGGUCAGUCUCAGAGCCCUGUACACACACCAUCACAAAUAGCCAGAAAAGGCACCAAAGCGGACGUGGAGAAAGAGAUUGUGUUUCUGAACAGCCAGUUGGACCGACACUGUAUAAAGGUUUCUAAAGUCGCUGAGAGUCUAAUGAGUUACACAGAGCAGUACCAGGAGUAUGACCCGUUUGUGAUGUCACCAGAACCUUCCAACCCCUGGACCAGUGACGACCUCUCAUUCUGGGACCUGGAAGCCAGUAAGGACCCCAGUCAACAGAGGGUGAGGAAGUGGGGUUUCUCUCUAGAUGAAGCUCUGAAGGAUCCGGCAGGACGAGACCAGUUCCUCAAGUUCCUGGAAUCAGAGUUCAGCUCAGAGAACCUACAGUUCUGGUUGGCGGUGCAGGAUCUGAAGAGGCAGCCCCUGGAGAACGUGGCAGAGCGGGCUCAGGAGAUCUGGACAGAGUUUCUGGCAGAAGGCGCUUCCAGCUCCAUCAACCUGGACUCACACAGCUACGAACGCACCAGCGCCAACCUUAAAGACCCGGGACGAUACAGCUACGAAGACGCACAGGACCACAUCUAUAAGCUGAUGAAGAGUGACAGCUACACACGGUACCUGCGCUCCAACGCUUACCAGGAGCUGCUGAUGGCCUGGAAGAAGCCUGAGACGGAGCAGCAGCAGGGAAGACGCACCUCUCUGGAGAAGUUUACACGCAGCGUGGGCAAGUCACUGACGGGCAAACGGCUGACAGGCCUGAUGCAGUCGUCCUGACCAGGCCUGGGGCUGGAGUAAGACAGCCAUGCCCAGAUGAUCUGCUCUGCUGUGGGGAGAGGGCUAGAUGUUGAUGCUGAGAGGCCUAACUGGGGCCUGGACACAACGUCAUCUACAUAACUGACUCCAGAUCAGUUCCCUGAGCUCCAGUGGAGGACAGACAGCAUGCAAUAGGUCACCUAGAUCUGAUACGGGGACAGUGCUGUCUUUGUCUUUUUCUCAAAUGUCACUCUAUUCCCUAUAUAGUGUACUACUUUUGACCAGAGCCCUAUUUUGACUAGUUUGUCCAUAGGGCUCUGGUCAAAAGGUGUGCACUAUAAAGGGAAUAGAGUGACAUUUGGGAGGUACAUAUUGUGUAGUCUAUCGACAUAUAACUCUAUCCAAUACUCUCUGUCUUACUUAGGUUCCUUUAAUCGAUUCUAGAACCAAAUGGAAUGUUAUAUAACUCUAUCCAAUACACUCUGUCUCACUUAGGUUCCUUGAAUCGAUUCUAGAACCAAAUGGAAUGUCAUAUAACUCUGCCUGCUACUCUCUGUCUCUCUUAGGUUCCUUUAAUCGAUUCUAGAACCAAAUGGAAUGUCAUAUAACUCUGCCUGCUACUCUCUGUCUCUCUUAGGUUCCUUUAAUCGAUUCUAGAACCAAAUGGAAUGUCAUAUAACUCUGCCUGCUACUCUCUGUCUCUCUUAGGUUCCUUUAAUCGAUUCUAGAACCAAAUAGAAUGUCAGACUUGUUCUACUCUAGCUCGGCUUAUAUUACUACAGUAUAAUAGCUUAUUGUAACGAUUACACAACUCUUUUGUUCAAUGACAGAAACAUUAAAAUGCUUAAAACUUGGA